Pelmatolapia mariae (spotted tilapia) is the source of this 3387-nucleotide messenger RNA. RefSeq names its product GTPase IMAP family member 8-like. Gene Ontology annotation, molecular function: GTP binding. NCBI's taxonomy places the organism in Eukaryota, Metazoa, Chordata, Actinopteri, Cichliformes, Cichlidae. Bases 88 to 3387 code for a protein of 1099 amino acids. The record is from RefSeq and is a predicted model, not a curated record. The transcript has 10 exons.
UGUGUUAAACAUCAGAGAGAGGUGUGUGGACGUUUGGUUUCCCUGGUAGAUCUGCCUGCCUUGUAUGGAAAACCUCAGAAGGAAGUGAUGGAAAAAUCACUUAGAUGUAUCUCCCUCUGUGAUCCUGAGGGUGUCCAUGCCUUCAUCCUGAUCCUACCCGUGGGUCCCCUCAGUGAUGAAGAUAAGGGAGAGUUAGAGACCAUACAGAAGACAUUCAGCUCUAAAGUUGAUGACUUCACCAUGAUUCUGUUCACUGUGGACUCAGAUCCUACAGCUCCAGCUGUUGUGAAGUUUCUAAUGGAAGACAAGCAAAUCCAUGAUCUCUGUGAGAGCUGUGGAGGAAGAUUUGUUGUUCUCAACAUGAAGGACAAGAAAAAUGUUUUAAGCAGUGUAGAAAAAAUUACUCAGAAAAAAGGCAAAUUGUGCAGCUACACAACUGAAACAUUUACAUAUGCACAAAUAGAAAAGAUCAUAGAAAAAGAGAAACAGAUCGCUGAUUUGGAGGGUGAACUUAACGACCUGAAAACAAAGACUACAGUAAGCUAUGAUGAAGAGAUUAAGAGUCCAGACUGUCUCAGGAUUGUGCUGAUUGGAAAGACUGGCUGUGGAAAAAGCACUUCAGGAAACACCAUUCUCGGAAGAAAAGAGUUUAUAUCAGAAACAUGUUCAACCUCAGUCACAAAAUUUUGUCAGAAAGCACACAGUGAAAUAGAUGGUCGUCCUGUUGUUGUGGUCGACACUCCUGGAUUGUUUGACAGCAGUUUGACCUAUGAAGAGGUUAAUGACGAGAUCACAAAAUGUAUCAGUCUUCUGGCUCCAGGACCACAUGUCUUCCUACUGGUUAUACAGAUUGGCAGAUUCACACCAGAAGAGAAGGCAACACUGGAACUCAUCAAAAAGGUAUUUGGAAAAAAUUCUGAGAAGUUCACCAUUGUUCUUUUCACAAGAGGAGAUUCACUGGAACACGAGGAAAUGACAAUAGAAGAUUACACACAAAAAAAAUGUGAUCAUUCCUUGAAGAAGCUGAUCUCUGACUGUGGAGGAAGAUACCAUGUGUUCAAUAAUUAUAAUAAGCAAAGUCACUCACAAGUGAAUGAGCUGAUCACAAAAAUUGACAACAUGGUGAAGAAAAAUGGAGGUAGCUGCUUCACCAAUGCGAUGCUGCAAGACGCUGAAAAAAUUAAAGAAACUGAGCUGAGGAUUUUGCUCGUUGGGAAAACUGGAACAGGAAAGAGUGCAGCAGGAAACACUAUCUUGGGGAGAAAUGCUUUUGAAUCUCGUCCAUCUUUCUCUUCUGUUACAACAGCCUGUGAGAAGAAAGAAAUUGUUGUCUGCCGUCAAACAGUGGCUGUGAUUGAUACUCCAGGUCUGUUUGACACCAGAAUGUCAAAUGACGAGGUGUUUGCAGAGAUCGCUACGUGCAUCUCCUUUGCUGCUCCUGGUCCUCAAGUGUUCCUGGUUGUGCUGCAGGUCAACAGAUUCACAGCAGAAGAACAAAGAACUGUAGAAAUCAUUCAGGAGAUGUUUGGAGAGAAAGCAAAAAAUUACACUAUGGUCUUGUUCACACAUGGAGACUUGUUGGGAGAAAACAGCAUAGAAGAAUUAAUGAGUGAAAAUAAGCAAGUUAGAGAACUCAUUAAUCAAUGCUCUGGAGGAUAUCAUGUUUUUAACAACAGAGAUGGAGGUCAAUCGCAAGUCCGAGAACUGCUGACGAAAAUCAAUGCAAUGGUUCAGAGAAAUGGAAGAAAAUACUACACCAGCAGUAUGUUCAAAGAUGCCCAGAAAGCAAAAAGAGAAGAACUGAGGGUGGUGCUGGUGGGUCAGGAGAGAGUUGGGAAGAGCUCAACAGGAAACACCAUCCUGGGCAAGAAGGAGUUUAACUGUAGGAUCAGUUUGAGCCCUCUGACUUUGAGCAGUAAGAAGAGAGAAGCUGAUGUUCUGGGUCAAAGAGUCUCUGUGGUAGAUACCCCUGGACUUGUCAGCACUCGGCUGUCUGCACAGGAGGUGAAAGCAGAGCUGGAAAAAGCUCUCCAGCUGAGUUCUCCAGGUCCUCAUGUUUUCAUCCUCGUCCUCCAGCUUGGACGAUUCACCCCACAGGAGCAGGAAGGACUGAAAGCUCUGCAGAAGAUGCUGGGCACUGAUGUCUCCAAACACACCAUGCUGCUGUUCACCUACGGAGACCGACUGGAAAACACCGACAUUGACAUGGAAAUGUUCACCAAAGAGGACGAGAACAUCCAGCAGUUGCUGAAGAGCUGCAGCGGUGUGUACCAUGUGUUCAACAACAACAUGGAAAACAGGGAUCAGGUCCAAAAGCUGCUGGAGAAGAUAAAUGACAUCUGUGAGGGAGGACAGUUGUACUAUGAGAGGUCUCAGUCAGAGGGAGUCCAUCCAGCAGAGCUGUCGUCCUCCUCACAGCUCAGAGACACAAAGUCUCCUUUAAACAAGAGAGCUGCUGGGACUCACAGCUUGAAAAAGAUCAAUGUGAAGCCUGCAAAGAACAUCCGUCUGGACUGUCAGGGUCCUAAAAAUGCCAACAUUACACUGUUGGAGUGGAAGAGACACGAUCUGCUGUCGGAUGGAUACGUCUUCUUCUACCGAGAUGGUCGUCUGCAUAAAACCUUCCAGCAUCCGAUUUUUAAAGACCGGGUGGAACUGAGUGAUCCCCAGAUGAAAAAUGGGAACAUGUCCAUCAUUUUGUACAACACCACCGUUAAUGACACUGGAACAUAUGAGUGUCGUAUGAUCAUGGGAAACACUUGGCAUAGAGGCAGAGGUACCUCAGAGAUCAAGCAUCGAAUCAGGCUCAAGGUUAGAACAAAAGCCCGCAAGAAUAUCACAGCUGAGUCUGGACAUAACGUCAGUCUGACAUGUCAAGCUCCAAACAACAACUUCAAAGCUCUUGAGUGGAGCAGAGCUGAGCUGAGAGAUGAAAAUGUUCUAUUGUACUGGGAUGGGAACUUUGAGUCAUUCAACCAGCAUCCAUCUUUUAAGGGCCGAGUGGAUCUGCAGAUGAAAGAUGGAGAUGUGUCUUUGAUUCUGAAGAAUGUGAAGAUUAAUGACACUGGAACAUACGAGUGUCGUGUCAUCAGGAAAAGACCAAACCACGGGCGGACUUCUCACUUGAAGACUGAGCCCAUUUGCAUCAUCAACCUGAGGGUUGUUGAUCCUCCAGGUCAGCCAGGAGGAGACACAGAGGAUGGAGGGAAGGAGGAUGGAAUCAGAAAUCUGGGACACAUGUCUGCACCAAUUAUGUUCUCCCCCUCCUUGAGCUACCACCUUAUCAAGGGGGAGGGGUUUAUAGCUCAGAUGAUCCUGGGAGCUGAGUUGUCUGAAGCAUUGAUCUACUGGUAUGACAAACAGGUAUCAGGGGAUGAGCCAGACUAA